This is a messenger RNA of Megalops cyprinoides (Indo-Pacific tarpon), 3825 nucleotides long. It is a transcript of the gene nectin4a, whose product is annotated as nectin cell adhesion molecule 4a. Gene Ontology annotation, cellular component: adherens junction. The coding region runs from base 431 to 2302 and encodes 623 amino acids. The transcript has 11 exons. Gene Ontology annotation, biological process: homophilic cell-cell adhesion; heterophilic cell-cell adhesion. Lineage: Eukaryota; Metazoa; Chordata; Actinopteri; Elopiformes; Megalopidae. The record is from RefSeq and is a predicted model, not a curated record.
UCAGCGAUCCUGCCUCGCCAGAGCGCGGACAUGGCGACUCCGUGAGCGCAGCGCAGAAACGGUGAGAAAGCUCCGAAGCGGCUCCGCUGGGACCCUCCGCGGACGGGACUGUGCCCAGGAACACGGCGUGGGCUGGGAGACGCAACUGAGUUCACAACUGAGUUCACAACUUCGCCGCGUUCGUGGAAGGAUGUGAACUUCUGAACUUUUUCAAAUUAGUUUGACCGUUCAUUUAAAGGAAGAAUUAACUCAUGCAUCAUAUACCUGAAGAUCCCAUUGUGCUGAGAGGACGAAAGGGAAUGUAUAGGUUAUGAAUUAGUAAUCGAUUUCAAUCAUCAUUUGGAACAGGACAGCUCUGGCUAAUGUGAUAGUCGUUGCACGGUGUUUUAGCCAGAACCGGACCGAACUUUUACUCCGUUGUGAAAACCGUAUGGACCGCAGAACUUCUCAGAACCAGACUACAGACCUGUGGGUGAUGAGGUCACGUCCGAGCAGUAUGGCAGUGUGGCUGUGGCUUCUGGGGGUGUUUGCUCCCUAUGUGUGGGCGGAGUUUGUGGAGCCCCCUCCCUCCUACUCUCUGCGCUCCAUGGCGGAGUCCCCCACUCGGCUGCCUUGUCGGUUUCGGGUUCAGGAGGAGCAGCUGGUCCAGGUGAGCUGGACGAAGGAACAUCCUGAUGGCAACAAGGAGCAGAUCAUCACUGCACACCGCACUGAGGGGCACACAGAGUUCGGACGGUUUUCGGGGCGGGUAAAUUUUGAGAGCAGUGACCCCAUGGAGAACUCAGCGCUGAUCAUCCGCAGCACAGAGGUGUCAGACGAGGGGCGGUACACCUGCCACAUCUCUACCUUCCCCUCCGGCAACUUCGACACACAGCUGUCCCUCACCGUGUGGACCACACCCAUCUCCUCUCUGGAGCCAGUGGAGAUGGUGGAGGGGCAGUCCUUCCGCGUGGCGGCCACCUGCCGCUCUGUGGCCCGCCCCCCGCCCCGCCUCUCCUGGGAGACCGAGCUGCCCGGCGUGGCCCAGAACCGCAGCUCCGAGGGCGGGGCUGUCUCCACCCACUUCUCCCUGCACCCCCUGCGCAGCAUGAACGGGAAGCGGCUGGACUGCCUGGUGUGGCACCCCUCCAUGGAGACGCCCCGCAGACUCUCCAACCAGCUCGUCGUGCACUAUCCUCCAGAUGCCGCAGUCAGAGGGUAUGAUGGGAACUGGUUUGUGGGUCUGGAGGGAGCGUCGCUGAGGUGUGACAGUGGAGGGAACCCCAAACCCCAGAGCUUCACCUGGACCAGGAGGGGUGGAGCCCUGCCGGAAGGCGUGACGCAGAGGAACGACACGCUACUGUUCAGCCGGCCCCUCACACUGACAGACGCUGGACUGUACGAGUGUGUGGCCAAGAACAGCGUUGGCCUGGCAAAAGCAGAUGUUGAUAUUGCUGUUGCAGAAACGACUCGACAGGAGGCCUCCUUCAGCACUCUGAUGAUGCUGAUCGUGGGAGUGGUUGCUGCAGUGCUGGUGGUUGCCUUGGUGAUCUCGGUGAUAAUGAUGAACCGCUACCACAAGCGCAGGAACAAGAAGCUGGAGAUGGAGCUCAGUGAAAAGAAGGAGGAGAUCAGCACUCUGUCCAGGCAGGCAUCCUUCAGGAGAAUCAACUCUGUCAGCACUGACCACCGCAUGCAGAUGGAGGAGAGUGUCCCUCUCAGGGUGGAGGGCACUUUGAGGACCAGCUUGUCUUCUCUUGGGGAACAGGCUCGCUGCAGGGACAGUCGCUCCACCCUGUCGGGGGGGCGGGGGGGUGGGGGCGGGAUGGCCGUGGACUCGCUGGGUCGACCCGCUCUGUAUAACACCUCCCGGCGUGGGGAGCGAGGGAGGGAGAGAGAGAUGGAGAGAGAGGGAGAGAGAGCCGAGAGCAGGCAGAGGGUGGAGUCUUACGUCUUGAGCAGCGGUUUGGCUCUGCGUCUCAGUGUCACUCUCGUCUCUGUCCCUCAGGAUCCCCCUCUCCUCCCGCCUCUCCUCCCUGCCCUUCCCCCGGGGGCCAGGAACCAUCACCCCCCUUUCAGCCGCACGAGCCCCCCCCUCUCUGCUGAGGAAGAGGAGGAGGAAGAGAGAGAGAUGGAAAGACAGAGUGACAGAGAGAAGGAGGGAGUGCAAGGAGAUCAGGACAGCGAAACCACCAGCUCCCAGAUCUCAGAGGUCCUGUCGAGCCGCUUUCAGCAGAGCAAUGGCACCCUGCACCCCAAACCCCGCCUCAACGACAUCCUGCUGCCCCCCCAGAUUUACCACCCCAAGGGCCAGAUUGUGUAGCCCCCCCGGCUCUGCACACAAAGCGUUUGAUCUGAGAUCAGUGCUCUGAGGGGUGACUGUAGACACACAGCCGUGUUGGAAAGCCGUGCUGCUGCACUGGUGUCUGCACUGGCCCGGGGCAGUGAGGCAGACGGAUUCCUGCCCGUUUUAAUUAGGCUUUGUUUUCAGUUCUCUCUUGAGCUGCGCUGCAGCGGAGCACACUGCACAUGCUGGUGUGGGUGAAUGAGAGGCUGCAUCAGAAAUACUGUUUAAAUUUGCGGAUUACAUAGCUGUACAUAUCCAUCUGUCAAUGACCUGUGAAACUGCUGCAUUUGUUUACAGUAUCAGACAAAAGUGGACUGUGGAAGUUUAAAUCCCAGAGGAGAGAAGCCACAGCCUUAGUUUUUAUGAAGUAUUAAUAUAUAUUUUUAAACAGGUGUAUUACUAUUCUUUUUUAAUGAGAAAUACUGUUCUUGCUGACUUUACACUUGUUUUUAAUACCAGAUCCAGAGACACUGAGAACAAGUAGGCAAAUAGACAAAUUGAUGUUGGAAUUAGAAAAACAAUUACAAAAAAUCAGAAGACUAAGAUCCAGCUGAAGAGUUUAUUGCGGUGGAGCGUUAGGAAACACGCACAGCGAGACAGGUUUCCCUCUGUGCACAGCGCAGCCGGGCAGCUCCCUCUGGUGGUUCAGUUGUGGAACUGCAUGAAGCGGAUGAAGCACCCACCUUUUAAAGCAGGAAAAUGCUGUUACAUUAGUUCUGUUUGUAACUGGAGUAAAGUAAGUGUGUGUUUGUGUGUGUGUGUGUUUGUGUCUGAUGUAGGGACAUCAGUGUUGCCAUGGUGAUAUAAAGUAUUUGGAAGUGAUAGUAGGCCUGGAAGUGCUGUCAGAAAACUCCUCCACAGUUAAAGCUGGUGAUGAACAGCACACUUUAUAGAUGUGUAAUAACAGGCAGCAGAGUCUGGCUCCUCCCCAUGUGCUCCAUAGCGGUGUAUGAUUGAUGUUUUGAAUAGCCAUUGAUUGCAAGGUUUGAUGGGUCCCCUAACCCUUCAGCAGGACUGAGUGCGCUGGAGCACUGUUACACUGCAGAGUGUGGGGUCUGUGGGGGUGCACUGAGGUGUAAUAGGAGGUGUUUACAAUUACAACCAGCCCUGCUUCACUCAGCUGAUGUACAGAAAUGAUUUUAUACUGGCUGAUGUAUGCUGUAGUCCAAGCUGUGAAUCACAAAAUGGACCCAACUGAUGCAGAUCUGUGACGGAGGAGUGGACCCAAAGCGGUGGUUCCGGCCAGUCUGAUCCACCAACCAAAUCACCAGCCAAAGCCCAGGGAUUGUUCCCAGUGCCUCCUGUGUUUGAUAUGGGUUUAAGGACAGUUCUUUGUACAUGAACAGACUACCUGUGUAUGUCAAAGUUUUACUUCAAUUUUUAGUUUUCUCUAAAGAAGCAUCUCUUAUGGUAGCUGUCACAAAUUUAGUGACUUUCUGAAAGCAUUUAAACUGUGUCUGCUGCUUUUUCCUGUACAGUCAGAGACAUGAGCAGAGAGA